ACGAGAAACUAGUGAUCUGCCCAGAUGAUCGUUAGUAUUAUUUCUGAAUCAAGCUAUCAGCGUCUACGGACGCUUAGAUUACUAAACACAUCGAUCAAAAGUGCUUCCAUCAUUCAGCAGACAAACCUUGCAACGAAAUGUGCACGCCUCGCGUAGUUAGUCAUAGUUGGUAUUUUUAUGUGUGAAGUGUGCCAAAUGUUGUUCAGUUCAAAAUGAAUAAUCUUCUGAUGUUAUGUUGUCUCAUAUUCAUUCAACCAUUGAUUUCCUCCGCCAAGUUCUACCCAUGUGAUCGGAAGCUAAUUGGGUCAACAUGCUACGUGCUCAAUAUCACCAUUGAACCGGAAGAGAGUCAUGCGACUGUCAUGUUUGAGGACGCACGCCGUUUGGUAAUCGAACACAGCGCCAUUCCGACAUUCUCCGAGUUGUUAUUUCACAACUUGCCAGAUGUGGAGUCAAUCACUUUAAAAGGAGGCAACAUAACCGCAGUGAAUUUCAGCUCCGAUACGCUGACCUCACUACGGAUAGAUAAAACCGGAUUGCAGAACUUGAGCAUAUCACCGGAACCUAACCACAGUUUGAAUACCCUGUUGAUCAAUCGCAACUUCAUCGUUACCCUACCGAAAUCCAUCCGCUACCUGUAUGCCCUUUCUAUCCUAGACUUAUCGCAGAACCGAAUCGAGUACAUUAAUCUAGAUUGGUUCCAACAGAUGAACAACCUGUUGGUGCUGGAUCUCUCGUGGAACCGCAUCGCACGAAUGGACGCAAGUUCCGAACUACGCCUACCCCGGUUAAAAAACUUCUUCGUCAGCUACAACCACCUGUCGCAAAUCCCUUGGUUCCCGAUAGGAUUCCCCAAGCUGGAACGAAUCCGUCUGGCGGAAAACUACUGGAACUGUGCGUGGGUGGCAUCGAUGAGGAAGCAAAUCUGGGACCGCCGGAUCCGGCUGUUCGAUUCGGACGGGGCCUGCAGUGAGAACAGUGAGGGUGGUUUGUGUUGCUACGAUCAGGUUCCGGUGGAUAUUCCCGCUCGCUACGAGCUGAUCGAGAUCGAGUUUCAGGAGCAAGCGGAUGGAGUGAUUUUUGAGAAGAAAGCUCCUGAACCAGCACGGAUGAUGUUGGCAGAGCAACCGGCUGUCGACGGGGAGGAAAAGACCUGUGUCAGAUUGGGAGAUAAAAUUCAAUCGUUGAAACGGGAGAUGUUGGCAUUGGUGAAGCAGAAGGCCGAAAUGGAGCAGCAGUACUCGAAGAAGGUGGCCGCCAUGCAGGAGACUUUGAGGAGCGUUCGGGAAGACUUGGAGGCGGCGGAACAGGAGGUUACACGGUACCGGUAUAAGGAGAGGAUGGACAUGAUUGAUAGGACUGGUAGAAUCAGCACGGGAACAGAACCGAUUGCAAAUGCUUAGAAUAAAUUAUUUGAAUCUGAACUGUGAACUUACUGCAGUUACUAAACCACAACUAUAGAAGUAUUGAAAUCUAUGUUCAUUGACUAAAAAGAUUAGUGAUGAGAGUCAAAUUUUCUGUAAGACUAAGCAGGCCAGCAUAAAUUUGAGCAUUAUUAUUUGAAUUACCCAAGCAACCAAAAGUUCGGAUAAAAUAACAUGCUUGGGCUUAAUCAGCUAUUCGAAGUAAGACGAAUAGCAUUCCAUUCAGCUCACUUUUUAAGUAAUUAACCGAACUUGAGUUUACAAAAUGUACAAAAGGAAUGCUUUUCAGCUUAAUAAUAAGCUUCGAAAACAUGAAAAAAUGCACUUAGUUCUCAAAAGUAAUUUAUUUUUAAGACACAUUAGUACAAGUGGAAUCCAAAUUAAUAAUAUACACGGUAAUGAAUACUAGA
This is a messenger RNA of Aedes albopictus (Asian tiger mosquito), 1834 nucleotides long. RefSeq lists its product as uncharacterized. The record is from RefSeq and is a predicted model, not a curated record. Bases 213 to 1403 code for a protein of 396 amino acids. NCBI's taxonomy places the organism in Eukaryota, Metazoa, Arthropoda, Insecta, Diptera, Culicidae. Gene Ontology annotation, molecular function: protein binding. The transcript has 2 exons.